Molecule: messenger RNA, 1717 nt
Organism: Nezara viridula (southern green stink bug)
Lineage: Eukaryota; Metazoa; Arthropoda; Insecta; Hemiptera; Pentatomidae
Source: the annotation of a GenBank genome assembly
AUGCUGCUUCGUGGGAUCCAUCACUCUUCAAGGCCUCUGGUGAACAGCUUCCAGCAAGUCUGUUCCGGUUUCUACCUGAUCGCUGAAGACCUCUCUGGGAUGGAGUCGCUGCUCAGCAAGCUCAAGCGAUGGGCGAGGCACAGGAUUCUCUGUGUACUCCCGCUUAUACCAGAAGAAGAAUUCCAGAACUUUCUUGAGAACAAGGUGGGCCUCUUCAGAGAUGCAGAGGUGUUGGUCACCAUGACGGAGAGCUCGAUUGGCUACCAACUGACUUAUACCCUGCGGAGGUUUACACCUAUCAAGUAUCACGGGAUGCAGUGGUUACAUGAAACGGCAAGAGGCAAGCAGGAUUUCCACGGGAGAGAGAUUAAAGUAGCGACAUUCAACUGUUCUACCUUCUCCAGAAUUAAUUAUCCUUACUUAGACGGCUCGGAGAUGGCGAUCUUCCUGGAGGUGGCCAGGAGACUAAACCUAACCUACAGGUUCAUCGUGCCCAACGGGAGCAGGUUCCCGCUGGGAGUGCUGAAGGAUGGUCUGUGGCGUGGCGGGCUCCUGGGUCUGCUGGCCUCCGACGAAGCCGAUGUCGGGUUCUGCGGCCUCUGGAUAGCCAACAACAAGAUAGGUACCGGCGUGGAGAUGUCAGUGUCACUGAAGAGGAUCUGUAUGAUGUACCUCGUACCCAGGCCCGUACCCCUGAGCUCGGAGUGGUACGGCAUCUUCUCUCCCUUCACGAUGAACCUCUGGCUCGCCAUCAUCCUGGUCUACCUGUCGGUCAGCCUCCUCUUGCCGGCCAUAGCCUACCUGGACUCCAAGAUUUCUGUUUUCGAAUGUCGUUACCUCACGUUUAAAAGAAGUUGGAUACUGCUGGCGGGGAUGCUGCUGCAAGGGGAUUGGAUGAGGAGCACGCACAGCCAGGGUCCGUGCAGGCAUCUCAUAGCCUGGUGGACAGUGUUCUCCUUACUGAUCGGGAGCGUGUUCUCCGGAAGCCUGGCCUCCUACCUCACCAGGUCCGGGUACACCUGGAAGCCGGAGACCAUCGAGGACCUCGUCAGCACCGGCUACCUCUGGACGACGACCAGGGUACCCGUCGUAGCGACUCUCUUCAACCUCAACGAUCCAGUGCACCAGGAGUGGACCCGGAGGAUCAGGGUAGUGAAGACUCAAGAGGAACUUCACAAUGCCUUAAGGAAGCUAGACAACGUGGUCAUGGGCAUCUACACCUUCGGCAUCUUCUCUUUGAUGGACGAGGACAUAGAAGACAACGUCCUCAAAGCAUACGAGGUAUCUUCCUACUGCUUCACCGAAUUCUACUUGGGGUUCGCCUUUAGACGUGGUUCGCCCUAUCUCAAGUUCUUCAACGAGCAGCUGAAGAACAUGAUAGAGACCGGGUUCAUCCACUACUACAUGAAGGCCACCAUGGAGAGGACCAUGAAGGAGAAGAAGUACAUGUACCAGGUCACGCGGCUCUCCAAGAACAGCGCCCACGGCUCCAACCUCACCCUCGCCUCUCUCAAGGGCAUCCUCGAGUUCUGGGUCUGCGGACUCCUCAUCUCCACCGCCGUCUUCUGCGCCGAGCUGGCUUCCGAUCCUCUCGCCGGGUACCUCCGCGCCAGCAGGUUCUGUCUCCUCAGGAAGAGCGUCGGCCUCUUUCAGGACGAGAAGAUUGUGAAAUAAAGAUAUACUUGCUUGUCAAUUUUAAUCAAUCUUUCAAAUUAAU